Leishmania mexicana MHOM/GT/2001/U1103 is the source of this 786-nucleotide messenger RNA. RefSeq lists its product as hypothetical. Gene Ontology annotation, molecular function: phosphoprotein phosphatase activity. The record is from RefSeq and is a predicted model, not a curated record. Lineage: Eukaryota; Euglenozoa; Kinetoplastea; Trypanosomatida; Trypanosomatidae. Bases 1 to 786 code for a protein of 261 amino acids. The transcript has a single exon.
AUGCCGGCAUUGAAGCCAUUGCUCGUGUUCGGCCUCCGUGGCACUCUCGUGGAGCGCAUCCAUGUCCGCAACGUCCCAGAGGGUAUGCCAGCGGCAGACUUGACUGUGGGCUUGGUGAAGGUGUGGCUGCGCCCCCACAUGGUCGAUGUUCUUAACGAACUACAGAAGCACUGCCGCCUCGCGAUUUGGAGCUCCACCACUGCGCGCAACACACAUCCGCUCGUGAAUGCGGUGUUUGGGUCGAACAUGACGCUGCAGGGUGCUGCAGGAGCCGCCACGGCAGCACCGUCGACGCAGGGGGCAGCCAGCGCGUCCGCUGGAGCUGCGGCCUCCGCCAGCAACGGGCGCGGUGGACGCUUUUUGCCCAAGCGGCGACCGCCUGGAGUUGAUGCGGCGAAUGAGGAGCGUGCGGCGGCCGCCGCCAUCAACGUUUCUCAGCCGCAGCGGAUUCACUUUGAGUUUGUCUGGACGCGCGAGCACACGCGCGUGGACGACUUCCGUCGCCUCAACGCGGCCGUCAGCGAUGACAACCACGCCACAGUGAAGGACCUGUCUCAGGUGUUUGCGCAGUUUCCGUCUAUCGCGCAGCCGCAGAAUACAGUGCUCAUCGACGACACCCCCAGCAAGGCGAAGAUGCAUGCAGACAACUACGUAUGGCUCGACACGUGCAACAGCCUGCGCAUUCAAGACGAAACGGGUUUGUACCGUCUGCGCGACUUUGUGAUGAAGGAAUUAGUGCCAGCGGAGGAUGUGCGGGAGCUGCUGCCGCGCCGCAUCCGGAUGUGA